AUGUCGGCAAUUGCCUGCAACAUUAUGGGGCAUGAGGUCAUCGCAGCCAACAGACUUGAUCUAAACGCAUACUCCCGCUUUCUCUCGCCACAGAGCACACCCUGCAAACAUCCGGUCAUCCUGCUGCAAGACGUCAAUUUCAUGGAUCUGCACUCGCUGGUGGAGUUCAUAUACCACGGCGAGGUGAACGUGCACCAGAAGUCGCUGCAGUCGUUCUUGAAGACCGCCGAGGUGCUGCGCGUCUCGGGCCUAACGCAGCAGCAGGCCGAGGACACGCACAGCCACUUGGCACAGAUACAGAACCUCGCAAAUGCGGGCAUACGCACGCCACUCAACUCGCAUCCACACCAUGGCUCGUCGCUGCACGAUGAGGGGGCUGCCACAUUGUUUAGCAGCCGCCAGGUUGGCGGCUCGCCGCCGCCGCCUCCGCCGCCGCAGCAGCUGCCGCAGCACAUCAACAACAAUCUGCUGAAGCGCAUGGCCAUGAUGCACCACAGCGGCGGCGUCGUCGACGAGACAACGUCGCACGCCCUCAAGCGCUUGCGCAGCGCCGACAACAACAACGGCCUCUCUGCCAACAGCAACAACAACGGCAGUCCCGAUCUGCAGAUGCAUGCGCGCAGCGCCUCGCCCCAGCUAACGCCGGCCGACUUUAGCACGAUCAAGCACCACAACAACAACAACACGCCGCCGCUCAAGGAAGAGAAGCGCAAUCGCUCCACAGGCAACGGCAACUCGGGCAACGGCAACAACAGCAACGGCAACAACAACAACAAUGGCAACGGCAACGGCAAUGGCAACGGCAACGGUAACGGCAUCUCCAUCAGCGAGAAGCUUGGCAGCAUGACGCCCUCGCCGCUGGCACGCGGUGUCGACGAUGUCAAGUCGGAGCCGAUGGAGCUGGUCUGCUCGAACAACAACAAUGCCAACGCCAACGUCAAUGAUGAGCACAGCAACGACUCCACAGGCGAGCACGACGCCAACCGCUCCAGCAGCGGUGACGGCGGCAAAGGCUCCUUGAGCUCUGGCAAUGACGAUGAGAUCAACGACAACCUAGCCACCCAUCAUGCCGCACAGCCCUACAUCAUGUCACCGGCCGAGAGCAAAUUGUUUCCAGCUGCAUUCAAUUUUCCGAUUAGCAAUCUCGAUCAUUCAGCCUUGAUGGGUCUUAAUACCCAGCUACAACAAUCUGGUGAACUCGCUGUCUCUCCACAAGGUCAACUGACGACAAAUGCUACAACUUCUACAACAAACAACAACAACUAUUACCUGUCAUACUCUGAACAAACAAACAACAACAACAACAACUGCACAACAAUAAAAACCACAACAACAACAACAACCAAUCUAAAAACAGCCAUCACAAACGCCUCUGGCAUAUGUGGGCUAAAUCUCUCCACAUUCGCAGCCAAUUGCAACAAUAACAACAACAACAACAACAGUAACAAUAACAACAACAACAACAACAGCAGUAGCAGCAAUUGUGGCGGCAGCAUAAGUCAACAGCAGCAGCAACAACAACAACAACAGCAGCAGCAACAGCAGCAGCAACAACAGCAGCAUCAGCAGCAGCAACAGCAACAACACCAGUUGAGCAAUGUCGGCAGCCAGGUAACGAAUGGCAUGCUCACCUGUAGUCCACCAGCAACCGCACAGCAGCAAAUGUUUGCAGCCGUUAUGGCGAAUAUGGCAGCAACAGCGAAUGCAACGGCAACGGCAGCAGCAUCGGCCUCGGCCAGCGUCAGCGGCAACAGCUCGUUGAACAACAACAAUUCCAAUUUGAAUACAUCGGGCGGCAGUCUGAAUGCGUCCAGCGGCGGGGAUGACUUUCGCUGCAAUCCGUGCAACAAGAACCUGAGCUCGCUAACGCGGCUCAAGCGGCACAUUCAGAACGUGCACAUGCGACCCACUAAGGAGCCCGUCUGCAACAUCUGCAAGCGCGUCUACAGCUCCCUCAACAGUCUGCGCAACCACAAGAGCAUCUACCAUCGCAACCUCAAGCAGCCCAAGCAGGAGCCAGCCAGCGCAGCCAAUCAGCAAUCGGCCAACAGUUACUACCACCAGCAGUUGAAUCACCAUCAUUCGUCCUCAUAGAAUUUCAUGUACUUUGACUACCAGCAGGCGGAUGUCAACCUUUGAAGCUGAGUCGAGGAGUGCAGAGCAAAGUGCAUAUAAAUACAUACAU
Drosophila navojoa is the source of this 2185-nucleotide messenger RNA. RefSeq names its product broad-complex core protein (gene br). Gene Ontology annotation, cellular component: nucleus. Gene Ontology annotation, biological process: regulation of transcription by RNA polymerase II. Lineage: Eukaryota; Metazoa; Arthropoda; Insecta; Diptera; Drosophilidae. Gene Ontology annotation, molecular function: protein binding. The record is from RefSeq and is a predicted model, not a curated record.